Molecule: messenger RNA, 921 nt
Organism: Malus domestica (apple)
Lineage: Eukaryota; Viridiplantae; Streptophyta; Magnoliopsida; Rosales; Rosaceae
Source: RefSeq, a predicted model, not a curated record
AUGGCGUUUUUGGCUAUGCCGAAAGGGUUUCGUUUCGAAGAGGAGAAUGGCGACCGCAGGGAACAAGAAAGAGCUGAUGUUAUCACCAUUCAAUUCAGGGGAUAUUGUGCCGAAGCAAUUUAUAAAGCACAGGCUGAAACAAGUGAAAUCAAAGGGCAUUACUUAAACGCUACUGCAGGUACAUGUGAAGAGAUGAUCAAAAGAGCUGUAUUUGCCAGAGAAUUGGGGGUUCCAAUCGUAAUGCAUGAUUACUUAACAGGGGGAUUCACUGCAAAUACUAGCUUGGCUCAUUAUUGCCGAGAUAAUGGUCUACUUCUUCACAUCCACUGUGCAAUGCAUGCAGUUAUCGAUAGACAGAAGAAUCAUGGUAUGCACUUUCGUGUACUAGCUAAAGCGUUACGUAUGUCUGGUGGAGAUCAUAUACACGUUGGUACCGUAGUAGGUAAACUUAAGGGGGAAAGAGAGAUUACUUUAGGCUUUGUUGAUUUAUUACGUGAUGAUUUUGUUGAAAAAGAUCGAAGUCGCGGUAUUUAUUUCACUCAAGAUUGGGUCUCUCUGCCAGGUGUUUUGCUUGUGGCUUCAGGGGGUAUUCACGUUUGGCAUAUGCCUGCUCUGACCAAGAUCCUUGCAGAUGAUUCUGUACUACAAUUUGGUGGCGAAACUUUAGGACACCCUUGGGGAAAUGCACCUGGUGCCGUAGCUAAUCGAGUAGCUCUAGAAGCAUGUGUACAAGCUCGUAAUGAGGGACGUGAUCUUGCUCGUGAGGGUAAUGAAAUUAUUCGUGAGGCUAGUAAAUGGAGUCCUGAACUAGCUGCUGCUUGUGAAAUAUGGAAGGAGAUCAUCGAAUUCGAAGCAAUGGAUACUUUGUAGUCCAGUAAUUACUUACUGUUAGUUCUCUUAAUUGAAUUGAAAUUAAACUCG